AGUUUUACAUGACGCGUUUCCGCUUUCAACCUCAUCGUGCGUUAAGUUAGCUAAAACAGGUAUUUUUUCCAUUUGUGUUGUGUCUUAUGGGAAAAAUAAAGGCACAAAUAAAUAGUUUUGCAUGGCUAUGGAGGGAUGUACUUAUCCAUUAAGUGUCCUUAUCGGGAGUUUGUGAGUUUCAGCUUAAACUAACGCCUAAUUUUAAAACUGAGUUAGCUGAGUUAGCUAACUCACAGCCGUUACUCCUGCCAUAACAACAACGUUGUUUGGGCGUUUUGAAAAGCGGCAUCAUGGCCAAUCUAGAGCAGUGGGUCAGUGACCGUCUUCAUGACAUCCUCGGGUUGAGUGACAGAUAUGUGUCUCAAUUCAUGAUUGGCACUGCACGGAAAGCACUUAGUCCUCAAGACUUUGUGACACGUCUCGAGCAGACGGGCACAAUUGACAUCGACCCGAGUGUGAUCGCCUUUGCGCAAGAGCUCUUUGACAAGAUUCCUCGCAAGCAGGUUGUGGAGAAAGCAUCCCGGGCGAUAGAACGGGAAGCCAUUGAAAUGGAGAGGAAGAAUCGGACGUACACGCUACUGGAGGACAGCGACAGCGAUGGAGAAAGUGUGAGAGAGAAACAGAAAGAGAAAAAGAAAAGCAAGGACAAGGACAGAGGAAACAAAAGGAAACACAUUAGAAAGAAGAAAGAGAGCGAGUCCUCCAGUGAAGAUGAAUCACCUAAACGGGGUGAUUCAGGCAAGUCUGUCAAGAAAGAAGAGGAGGAAGAGGAAGAAUGGGAGAAGGAAGAGCGAGAGAGAUUGCAGGACAUUGAAGAGAGAGAUGCAUUUGCCUUGCGAGUGAGGCAGAAAGACAAAGAGAAGACCCGCAACAUAGCAGAGAGGACUGACAAAAAGGCUUACGAGGAAGCUCAGAAGAGGCUGGAGAUGGCUGUGGAUGAUCAGAAGAAUAUGUUGCCAGAGUUGAGGAAGCGCUCUCGCUGGGAGUAUCUGAAGAAGAGAGAGUCAGAGAAGCUGGAGGACCUGGAGGCAGAGAUCAAGGACGAGGAGUACCUUUUCUCUACAGAUGAGCUGACUGACAGGGAGAAAAAGGAGUUGGAAUACAAACGCACCCUUCGGGACCUGGCUAGAGACUACAAAAAGGCUGGGGCCAAGGAACAGGAAGAGAGGAAGAACAGAUACUAUAUGCCAGAAGAGAAGAGAAGCAAGGACGUUCCGCAGAGGGACCUGGAGCUGGAGGAAAUUCCCAUGGAGCUGGGAGGAGAGCAAGGCCGCUGGGAGGAGGAGAGGCUGAAGACGGCCUCCCUCAGCUUCGGGGCCAAGAAGGAGCGAGAGCAAGGGAUGAGGCAGGAGCAGGAGAAGUACCAGCUGAUCCUGGAGGAGGAUGAGAUGAUCGACUUUGUCAGCACUGCCAUUACCAUGAAAGGAACUCGGACAGAAAAGGAUCAGGAGGCCCCUGCUCUGUCGCAGGCAGAGCUUAAGAAACAGUCCAUGCAGGAGGUCCGACGCAGCCUACCCAUCUUCCCCUACAGAGAGGACCUGCUAGCAGCCAUCCAUGAGCACCAGAUCCUGGUCAUUGAAGGGGAGACAGGCUCUGGAAAAACCACCCAGAUCCCACAGUACCUCCUGGAAGAUGGCUACACUAAAGGAGGCAUGAAGAUUGGAUGCACACAGCCUCGCAGAGUGGCAGCCAUGUCAGUUGCAGCCAGAGUGGCCCAGGAAAUGAGUGUCAAGCUUGGGAAUGAGGUGGGUUACAGCAUUCGUUUUGAGGACUGCACAUCAGAGAGAACAGUGCUAAAGUACAUGACAGACGGCAUGCUGCUCCGAGAGUUUCUCACCGAGCCCGACCUGGCCAGCUACAGUGUGAUCAUUAUAGAUGAGGCCCAUGAGAGAACACUCCACACAGACAUCCUGUUUGGUCUGAUUAAGGACAUUGCCAGGUUCAGGCCAGACCUGAAGGUGCUGGUGGCCAGCGCUACUCUGGACACUGAGCGCUUCUCCUGCUUUUUUGACGACGCACCUGUCUUUAGGAUUCCUGGCAGGAGGUUCCCCGUUGAUAUCUUCUACACUAAAGCUCCAGAGGCAGACUAUCUGGAAGCGUGUGUGGUGUCAGUGCUACAAAUCCACGUCACUCAACCUCCUGGAGACAUCUUGGUCUUUCUCACCGGACAGGAGGAGAUUGAAGCGUGUUGCGAGCUGCUCCAGGACAGAUGCAGGCGGCUGGGAUCCAAGAUAGCAGAGCUUCUUGUCCUUCCCAUCUAUGCCAAUCUGCCAUCUGACAUGCAGGCGAAGAUUUUCAACCCCACUCCACCUGGGGCCCGUAAGGUGGUGGUGGCUACCAAUAUAGCAGAAACCUCACUGACCAUAGACGGCAUAAUCUACGUCAUUGAUCCAGGCUUCUGCAAACAGAAGAGUUACAACGCACGCACUGGCAUGGAGUCACUCAUUGUCACACCCUGCUCUCGGGCUUCGGCCAACCAGAGAGCAGGCCGUGCAGGCAGAGUGGCUGCUGGAAAAUGUUUCAGGCUUUACACAGCCUGGGCUUUUAAACAUGAAAUGGAGGAAACGACUGUGCCUGAAAUUCAGAGGACAAACUUGGGAAAUGUAGUCCUGCUGCUAAAGAGUCUAGGCAUCAAUGACCUCAUACACUUUGACUUCAUGGACCCUCCUCCUCAUGAGACUCUGGUCUUGGCGCUGGAGCAGCUCUACGCCCUCGGAGCACUCAACCACAUGGGAGAGCUCACCAAGCUGGGUCGCAGGAUGGCUGAGUUACCUGUGGACCCCAUGCUGAGCAAGAUGAUCCUGGCCUCCGAGCAGUACAAGUGUUCAGAGGAGGUGUUGACGAUAGCAGCCAUGUUGUCAGUGAACAACUCCAUUUUCUACCGGCCUAAAGACAAGGUGGUGCACGCUGAUAAUGCCAGGAUGAACUUUGUGGUGCCAGGGGGAGACCACCUGGUGCUGCUCAAUGUCUAUACUCAGUGGGUGGAGAGCGGCUUCUCCACACAGUGGUGCUAUGAGAACUUUAUCCAGUUCCGCUCCAUGAGGAGAGCCCGGGAUGUCAGGGACCAGCUGGAGGGUCUGAUGGAUCGCAUUGAAGUGGAGGUGGUCAGCUCCCAAGGAGACAGUAUACCCAUUCGCAAGGCGGUGACAGCAGGAUAUUUCUAUCACACGGCGCGACUGAGCAAAGGUGGCUACAAGACGGUGAAGCACCAGCAGACAGUCUACGUCCACCCCAACAGCUCUCUGUUUGAGGAGCAGCCCCGCUGGCUCAUCUACCACGAGCUGGUCUUCACCACAAAGGAGUUCAUGAGACAGGUGAUUGAGAUAGAGAGCAGCUGGCUGCUUGAAGUCGCUCCUCACUACUACAAAAGUAAAGAGCUGGAGGACAGCAGCAGCAAGAAGAUGCCCCGCAAGCAGGGUAAAACAAAAGAGGAGCUGGGCUGAAGAGAAGACAGAGACUCUGUGGACAGAUGACAGAAAUAAAAAGCUCAGGUGCCCACUCCCCUCCUCUCUCAGGGCAGGGUAAAAGUAGGAAAAAUGACUUUCAAAGCUUGGACAUUUCUUAAAAAUAAAGAGGAAAAGUGGUACCAAUUCAGUACAUAAACAAGUGCAUGUUUGUAGCCUGUCUACACAUGUGAAAUUAUUUUCUGCUGUAGUUUGAUAUGGCAUUUUUUGACUGUGCUUACUCAGUAUUUGGACCAAAUCUGGCUGCAGAAAGCAGCCUGAGUACAGACACGUGGAGCAGAGUGAUGGGUCCAGUAAGAAGUGGGUCACAAACCUACUGACUGGUUUAAUCAUAAACCAGCCACAUCAGCUGGGCCACUACAAAGGAACUUUAAUGCACUUGGAUCUGAGUUUCCUGCAACAGCAGACUCGCAGUGUGGGAUUUUUUUCAGCUCAUUGAUGAACUUGUUUGUUUUUCAGCCGCUUUUGAACAUCCACCAGACUGUUUGUUGACUCGCCCUAAAUAAACUGGCUUUGUCAAAUCUUGCAUUUGUCAAAGUAGCACACUGUUAAAGUGUACAAAUGGACUGUUAUUCAGAUUCUCCACCAAGCUGAAAAGACUAAUAUCCAAAUGAUGAGUUUCAUUCACAUGUGAGGCUCCUUAUCUUGUCAAUUUUCUUUUUUUCUAGAGCAAUAAAGUUUUACAACCAUC
This is a messenger RNA of Lates calcarifer (barramundi perch), 4155 nucleotides long. RefSeq names its product DEAH (Asp-Glu-Ala-His) box polypeptide 16 (gene dhx16). Gene Ontology annotation, cellular component: catalytic step 2 spliceosome; intracellular anatomical structure. The transcript is spliced from 21 exons. NCBI's taxonomy places the organism in Eukaryota, Metazoa, Chordata, Actinopteri, Centropomidae. Gene Ontology annotation, molecular function: ATP binding; RNA binding. The record is from RefSeq and is a predicted model, not a curated record. The coding region runs from base 291 to 3443 and encodes 1050 amino acids.